GGAAGACGAACUUAAGCACUGCCAAGACCCGCCAAGCAAAGCUUGCCUCCACCAUGCAUGCCAUGCCAUCGGCCAUCCCGCUUGAUGAUGGUGACACGCACGCACACAACACCAAACUGGGAAGUAUAUACUUGUACCUUACCUACACCUUAGUCUGCUGGCACACCCGUGAUCACUACCAACAUGUCUGCAACAUAGGACAGACGGGCCGAUGCAUCUACACCAGUCAAGCUUUGGAUACCCAAGGUAGUUCUGGUGUCUGCCAUGGCGCCCUACAUAUACCAAACCAGCAAUUUCGCCGCGAACAACUGGCUAUCUGCCCGUCCCGAUCCCAUCUCUCUCCUCCGGGGACCAUCCUCCCACGUGCAAACCCGAUCAUCUGGAGAAGGACGUGGUCUCGGCCUCUUCACCACCCGGAGCAUCCCCGCAUACAGCGAAAUUCUGCGCGAAGCCCCUCUAAUCCUGCUCGAGCCCACCGACGACCUGCCUCAACUCUACGAGCAAUUCAUCUCUCUACGCAAACCAGGCUCCGACGAAGCCCUCCAACGCCGCUAUCUCGCUUUGAGCCAUCAAGAAGUCCCUCAGCGAGAUCAGCGACUCCGGGAAAAACUUACCGAGCGGGGAUUUGAUGCUGCUACGGUCGAAGAAAUGGUCUUGGUGGCUAGUAUCAUGCAGACCAACGCUUUCAAUGUCGAUGUGGGAAAUGGCAUGGGCUGCAAUUAUCGUGCAUUGUUUCCUCAAAUUGCCAGAAUUAAUCACUCUUGCGUGCCCAAUGCACAUGUCUGUUAUUAUCCAUCGUCCACUUCUACCAUCACGGCUGCCGAAAAAACCGCUUCGAGUCUUCAUCAUCAUCAUCAUCGUCGUCGUCAAGAAGGUCGUAUGGUCGUACAUGCCCUCCGCAAUCUCCACGAAGGCGAGGAAGUGCAAAUAGCAUAUUUCAGCAUCUUGCUCUCCCGACCCGAACGACAAACUAAAGCGCAAAAAUGGGGUUUCACAUGUCGCUGUCCCGCUUGCGAGCUGCUGCCAACUCGACAUGAUAAUGCUACUGAUGAUGAUGAUGGGAAAAGUAUGCGUCGUCACGAGCAAGUGAGAACAGCAGUGGUAGAUUUCACCACCAAGAAAACUGCUCUCCUCAUGCAGCAGCAGCAGCAGCAGACGAAGAACCAUCGCACUUCUUCUUCUUCUUCUUCUGCGGUAAAACAAAUUACAAAUCUCAUCACCUUGGGCCACAAUACAAUCUCCCAAGUCCUUGACGACGAAGACGACAACGACGACAAUCAUACCGGAGGAUUUCAUCCCACCCUCCCAGAUCUUUACUCCAAUCUCAGCGAAUUACAAGCCCGAGCUCUUCUUCUUCUUCGCUCUCGAGAAAGGAAGAGCCGCCCUCAUCAACAACAUAAUGAAGAAGUAGAAAAAGAGGAUGUCAUAUCCUCUCUCCAACUCGCUGCAAUCUGGGAAGCGAAAUUAACAGGAAGAGAAAGUCCUGCGACCAAGAAGAGAUUGCUGCAGCUGGAGAAAUGUGCUGCUCGUCAAGACGCUACUACUUGCUCUCCGCGGAUAGUGGCUGGUACUGGGAUAGGCGCAUAUGCGAUUGAGUGGAUGUCUCCUUCAUGAGAACGUAUUUUUUCAUGACCUCGACAUCAUGACACUACAUGCGCUCAAAAGGACCUGCAUGAAGCACCCCAUCCUCCAUUCUCUCCCACACCUUUCUCUCGUCCUCCUCGAUGAAUGCUCUCUUGUGGACCCCGGCCGCCGCAAUCUGAGCUUUCGCGUUCUCCGUCUCGAGUGUCACGUGGAGGGAGACUACAGCACGCUUGCCGCUCCACAUGGCAUGAGGGACAUUGGUCGAGUUGUCCGAGUUGGCAUCACCAACCGCAUAGAUACCUGUUCAUUGCACAGAGUCAGCCACGCCGAGACCGCGUCGAUUUUUUUGGUUCUGUUUCAGAGACAACCUACCAGGAACGUUGGUGAUCAUGCCGGCUGACAUAUUCGCCGCAAGUUUGCCUCCAUAGAGCCACACGCCAGCAUCCGCACCCACACUGGAUUUUUGCUCGCUAGGCCAAUUGGUCACAAACGCGGCGCGUUGCACGGGCUCUCCUUCGCUAAAGUUGACUUGGAACAGGUCAUGUUCUGGCAGCGUGGCCUUGCUGGGGUCCUCGUUCAGUAGACCGGCGUCCUUGAGACGCUCCACCGAGACAAUGGUCCGGUUAUCAACAGUUAUAUUGUGGACCUUGUACCAAGUCUCGAAGCCCGGUAGCUUGCCUUCCACAAUUGCACGGUUCUCGGGUGUGUCGGUGCCAUUGGCAAAUAUAAUCACAUCCUUGUUGAGCGUCAAGGUCUCGAGGGGAGUGUUGCCCGACUUGUCAAGAGGCCCCAGGAUACCAUAUGGCUGAUCGGCGUGUUCUAAACGACCGGUUAGCCGCCAAUUGCCGCAGGAAGUCGGGCUAUGAAAGACCAGCGUCCACGUAGUUGAUUGAUGUUUGUGCUUGUUUCGGGGCGUGAAGGGGAAUCUGUUAAUGUGCA
Sphaerulina musiva SO2202 is the source of this 2523-nucleotide messenger RNA. RefSeq names its product SET domain-containing protein. The transcript has a single exon. Lineage: Eukaryota; Fungi; Ascomycota; Dothideomycetes; Mycosphaerellales; Mycosphaerellaceae. The coding region runs from base 265 to 1614 and encodes 449 amino acids. Gene Ontology annotation, molecular function: protein binding. The record is from RefSeq and is a predicted model, not a curated record.